Molecule: messenger RNA, 582 nt
Organism: Hyaena hyaena (striped hyena)
Lineage: Eukaryota; Metazoa; Chordata; Mammalia; Carnivora; Hyaenidae
Product: chromobox protein homolog 3-like
Exons: 1
Coding region: 44-547 (167 amino acids)
Biological process (GO): negative regulation of transcription by RNA polymerase II; chromatin organization
Cellular component (GO): nucleus; pericentric heterochromatin
Molecular function (GO): chromatin binding
Source: RefSeq, a predicted model, not a curated record
CAGCUCGGAGGCGGUGAAUAAUAGCUCAAGUCUGCAAUAAAAAAUGGCCUCCAAUAAAACUACCCUGCAAAAAAUGGGAAAGAAACAGAAUGGAAAGAGUAAAAAAGUAGAAGAGGCAGAGCCUGAAGAAUUUGUGGUGGAGAAAGUACCAAACCGACAUGUAGUGAAUGGGAAGGUGGAGUAUUUCUUAAAGUGGAAGGGAUUUACAGAUGCUGACAAUACUUGGGAACCUAAAGAAAAUUUAGAUUAUCCAGAGUUAAUUGAAGCAUUUGUUAAUUCUCAAAAAGCUGGUAAAGAAAAAGAUGGUGCCAAAAGAAAAUUUUUAUCUGACAGUGAAUCUGAUGAUAGCAAAUCCAAGAAAAGAGAUGCUGCUGAUAAACCAAGAGCCUUUGCCAGAGGUCUUGAUCCUGAACAAAUAAUUGAUGCCACAGACAGCAGUGGAGAAUUAAUGUUUCUCAUGAAAUGGAAAGAUUCAGAUGAGGCCGACUUGGUGCUGGCAAAAGAGACAAAUAUGAAGUGUCCUCAGAUUGUAAUUGCUUUUUAUUAAGAGAGACUAACUUGGCAUUCUUGUCCAGAAGAUGA